GUUAACAGGAAUACAGUCCUCAUUCAAGCUCCCCACAGACUCUGGAAGGGAGGAUGUUACCUUCUGCCUUCUUGCUCCAGGUGUUGGCCAGCGCCAUUGUCCUGACCCAGACUAGCUCACACUCGCUGCGGUAUUUCUUCACCGCUGUGUCCCGGCCCGGCCUCGGGGAGCCCCGGUUCAUAGUUGUCGGCUACGUGGACGACGUGCAGUUCGUGCGCUUCGACAGCGAUGUGGAGAAUCCAAGAGCGGCACCGCGUGCGCCGUGGAUGGAGCAGGAGGGGCCAGAGUAUUGGGAGCGGGAGACAUGGAAAGCCAAGAACAAUGAGCAGUGGUUCCGAGUCAACCUGAGGACCCUGCUCCGCUACUACAACCAGAGCGAGGCCGAAUCUCACACGCUGCAGUGGAUGUAUGGCUGCGACAUAGGGCCUGAUGGGCGCCUGCUCCGCGGGUAUUGUCAGGAGGCCUAUGAUGGCCUCGAUUACCUCUCCCUGAACGAGGACCUGCGCUCUUGGACCGCGACUGACUUGGCCUCACAGAUCUCUAAGCACAAGUCCGAGGAGGCUGAUGAGGCCGACCACCAGAGGGCAUACCUGCAAGGUCCUUGCGUGGAGUGGCUUCAGAAAUAUCUACAGUUGGGAAGGGAGACUCUGCUGCGCUCAGAUCCCCCAAAGGCCCAUGUGACCCACCAUCCCAGAUCUGAAGGUGAUGUCACCCUGAGGUGCUGGGCCCUGGGCUUCUACCCUGCUGACAUCACCCUGACCUGGCAGUUAGAUGGGGAGGAACUGACCCAGGACAUGGAGCUUGUGGAGACCAGGCCUUCAAGAGAUGGGACCUUCCAGAAAUGGGCAUCUGUGGUGGUGCCUCUUGGGAAGGAGCAGAAAUACACAUGCCAUGUGGAACAUAAGGGGCUGUCUGAGCCUCUCACCCUGAGAUGGGAGUCUCCUCCAUCCACCACCUCUACCAUGGUGAUCAUUGCUGUCCUGGUUGUCCUUGGAGCUGUGGUCAUCAAUGGAGCUGUGGUGGCUUCAGUGGUGAAGAGGAAGAGAAACACAGGCAGCCAGAGUUUCCAGACCUCUGACUGGCCUCAGAAGACAGCUGCCUCAUCGGACUGAGUAAUAAGUUCUGACUAAAUGUCUGAGGGUGUUGCUUUCUCCUGUGAGGACAAUGUGAAGAACUGACAAGCCCAGGCCUUCCUUGCCGAACUGGACACCUGACUUCAUAAUAGAAAAUAAUAAUCUGACUCUGGGCUGGGUGUUUCCUGUUGUUUUUAUCUGCACUGAAUGGAAAUGUGAUUCCAAGCAAGGUAACGCAACGCUGUUGUGCAGUGGUAGCCACAUUGCACAGAUGUCUGUGAGCUGGGUGUGUGGUAUGCUUUUGUUAUUGUAGGUAGAGCAUGCUAUGAGCCCACCAUUCCUCUUAUGGUCAUC
Mastomys coucha (southern multimammate mouse) is the source of this 1427-nucleotide messenger RNA. RefSeq names its product H-2 class I histocompatibility antigen, D-37 alpha chain-like. The transcript is spliced from 7 exons. Lineage: Eukaryota; Metazoa; Chordata; Mammalia; Rodentia; Muridae. Gene Ontology annotation, molecular function: peptide antigen binding; signaling receptor binding. Gene Ontology annotation, biological process: immune response; antigen processing and presentation of endogenous peptide antigen via MHC class Ib; positive regulation of T cell mediated cytotoxicity. The record is from RefSeq and is a predicted model, not a curated record. The coding region runs from base 54 to 1112 and encodes 352 amino acids. Gene Ontology annotation, cellular component: external side of plasma membrane.